This is a messenger RNA of Rosa rugosa (rugosa rose), 1101 nucleotides long. RefSeq lists its product as uncharacterized. The transcript has a single exon. The coding region runs from base 1 to 1101 and encodes 366 amino acids. Lineage: Eukaryota; Viridiplantae; Streptophyta; Magnoliopsida; Rosales; Rosaceae. The record is from RefSeq and is a predicted model, not a curated record.
AUGAGUGAUGGAGGAACACCUCCUAUUAGUUCUAGUGUCGGGUCUGUUAACGCCGGUACUAGUAGUGGAGCUGCUGAUCCUGAAAAUGAGAUCAUAGAUGAUAAAACACCGUUCAGGAAAUUUGUGAAGAAGAUUCAAAAACAGCAAGGUGGAGGAUGUUGGAGGUGGCAGUGCAAUUUCUGUAAAUUGUACUACAACGGUUCUUAUACUAGAGUUCGUGGUCAUUUGUUGAAAGAAGGAACAACGGGGGUGGCAGUUUGCAACAAGGUUACUCCUCAUGCCUUUACUGCAAUGUCCAAGUUGGUGAAAGAAUGCAAGGAGAGAUUAAUGAAUGCAGCUCCUAGACAUGUUCCUCUACCAUCAUCAAGACAACAAGGAGGGAGUUCCUCUACUAGUAGCUAUGGGAUGAGUUAUCAUGCCUAUACACAAGCACCAACAACAAGUGAUGGUGGAAAGAAGAGGAAAACAGCUGCUGGUUUUAUUGAAAAUGCCUUCCAAAACUCAGCUAGGGAGCAAUGUGAUGGUGAGGUUGCAAGGAUGUACUACACCGGUGGCUUAUCUUUCAAUUUAGCUAGAAAUCCACAUUAUCGGAACUCCUACAUUCGUGUUUCUACCCUUUCAGGUUACAUUCCACCAGACUACAAUGCUCUAAGGACUACACUUCUUGCAAAAGAAAGGAAAAAUAUUGAGCAACAUUUGGAGCCAAUCAAGAUUACAUGGAAAGACAAAGGUGUGAGUCUUUGUAGUGAUGGUUGGUCUGAUGCACAAAGAAGAUCAUUGAUUAAUGUGAUAGCCACUUGUGAGAGUGGUCCGAUGAUGUUGAAGGCUAUAAACUGUGAGGGGGAAUUCAAGGAUCAUUCAAUGAUUGCAGACUUGAUUAUAGAUUCCAUAAAAGAAGUGGGUUGGGAAAAUGUAGUGCAAGUGGUUACCGACAAUGGUCCUGUUUGUUCCAAAGUCGGUGCCUUGAUAGCAAGUAAGUAUCCUACUAUUUUUUGGACACCAUGUGUAGUGCAUACUUUAAAUCUUGAUGUCAAGAAUAUUUGCACACCUCCAUUAGUUGCAAGCAAUGCGGAUGUGUUUGAUGCAUGUUGUUGGAUAUAG